ACAAGGGCAUAUGUACUUAAGUAAAAGGCGAUGCCAAACGCGUGAGUGACAGGGGCCCAUCUGGACGCCGGAGACGACGACACCGCCUCAGAGGGACUCGAAUGUAAUGUUUCCGCCAGAAGGUAUGUACCUCAUGUUGACCCCAUGUGCUACUGUCGUCGCGAAAGUCCCGGCGUAUCUGGAUACUCAAGAACGAGCGUACUCGCCAUUGCUCACCACCCUCCGGACUUCAACUCCCGGAUGCUGCCCAACAUCUCUGUAUUUUGCCAGUGUGCCGUGGAGCCACUCGACGCCCACCUCCAUGAAACGCAAUAUCCUGACCUCGCAGAAUCCUGACCUCGCAAAAUCCUGACCUUAAGAUACAUCCUCUACGUGCUCGGAACCGGGAUGAUAGGGCCCGCCCUUAGCACAGCUUCAACGUUCGCUCACUGAGGCUAUCCUCGGAGUGUGUUUCACCCAUGGACUACUGCCGAACGAGGUUGAUUGAG
Molecule: messenger RNA, 488 nt
Organism: Rhodofomes roseus
Lineage: Eukaryota; Fungi; Basidiomycota; Agaricomycetes; Polyporales; Fomitopsidaceae
Exons: 2
Coding region: 107-352 (81 amino acids)
Source: RefSeq, a predicted model, not a curated record